AUGUUGUCCAAGAACAGAAUCCUUCAGCAUUUCAAUCGCCAUCUGGCAAUUGCCUUCGCAGUCAUCGCUGUGUCAACGUUUAACUAUGGCUUCGACAAUGCAGCUUACAACAACACUCAAGCUAUGGAGGCUUUCCAGGCGCAAUUUGGAGAAUGGGACGCCGAGAAGGGCAAAUAUGCUAUCCCACCCUCAUGGCUCUCUCUCUUCAACAGCUUGAACUAUAUCGGCUUCGGAGCUGGUGUCAUCAUUGGCAGUCUUGUCAGUGAGCGAUGGGGACGACGGUGGUGUAUGUUCGUCAUGAGUGCUUGGGCGCUAGUUCCAGCUAUCAUGGCUGUUACAUCGACCAGCAAGCAUCAGAUCAUGGCCACGAGAAUCCUCAACUACAUCUACAUCGGCAUGGAGCUUGCUGUCGUCCCCGUUUACCAAUCCGAGAUCAUGCCCCGAGAGAUUCGUGGUUUUGCAGUUGGCUCUUACCAGUUCAGCUUAAUGUCCGGAACCCUCAUUGUGGCAUGCGUCUGUCGAGGGACGAGCACGCUCUCCGGUAAUCUCUCAUUUCGAAUCCCCUUUGGCCUCUUCUUCAUCAUCCCCGUCGUCGUCAUGUGCGCCAUCUUCUUCAUCCCCGAGUCUCCCAGAUGGCUACUCACGAAAGAUCGAACCGAAGAAGCACGCGCCGCUCUUGGAAAACUACGCGAGGGCAAAGACACCGAAGCCGAGAUCGACGAGAGCUUUGCUGCUCUUCAAUACGCGUUGGAGCACGAGCCUGAGCAAGGAAAUUACAUCGAGCUUUUCCAGGGCAAGAAUCUCAAACGUACAGCUAUUGUUGUGGCUAUGAACUUCUUUCAACAAGCUACUGGUCAAGCCUUUGCAUCGACUUACGGAGCUAUCUUCAUUCGAGACAUCGGAACCGUCAACCCUUUCACCAUGACCAUCGUCAACGCCAUUGUGAAUCUCUGCUCCGCUUUUGCUGGUCUAUAUCUUGUUGACCGGGCUGGUCGCCGACCUCUCCUGUUGACCAGCGCUGGCUGGAUGUUCUGCGCAAUCAUCACCAUGGGCGCUCUCGGCACAGUUCCCAACCCAUCCUUCGGUAUCAAAUCAGGCAUCGUAGCAAUGUUGACCCUCUUCGGAUCCGGUUUCACCUUCGCUUUCGCCCCUCUAAACUACGUCAUCACCACCGAAAUUCCCGCCUUGCGUCUUCGCGACGCAUCACAGCGAACAGCCUCCAUCGUCAACGUCGUGGCCAACUUCCUCGUCAGCUUCAGCAUUCCUUACAUGCUAUAUCCACAAUACGCCGGUCUUGGUUCAAAGGUUGGAUUUGUUUUCGCUGGUAUUCUGGCAUUGGCUAUUGUCUUUGUUGUCUUUUGUGUUCCUGAGUGCAAGGGCAAGUCUUUGGAGCAGAUUGAUCGCAUGUUCAACGAGGGUAUUUCUCUUCGUAAGUUUGGAAACUACAAGCCUGAAGAUUUGACUGGAGAUGUUGAGGAGAUGGGAGGCAAGGAGAAGGGAAAUGCUUCGAUUGUUGUGAACCAUCGCGAACAGUCAUGA
Messenger RNA from Fusarium redolens, 1539 nucleotides. RefSeq names its product general substrate transporter. The transcript is spliced from 5 exons. Gene Ontology annotation, molecular function: carbohydrate:proton symporter activity. The record is from RefSeq and is a predicted model, not a curated record. The coding region runs from base 1 to 1539 and encodes 512 amino acids. Lineage: Eukaryota; Fungi; Ascomycota; Sordariomycetes; Hypocreales; Nectriaceae. Gene Ontology annotation, cellular component: membrane. Gene Ontology annotation, biological process: carbohydrate transport; transmembrane transport.